AGCAGUAUGAGUGCCAGUCCGAUUAUCAUUACCAAGAAAGAGACACAAAGCUAAUUUUACAGAACAGAGAAAGAUGAGGCAGAGAGCAGGAAGAGUAAAACAUGGACAGUAAAACAGACAAAGACUCAACAGUAUCAUUAGAAAUUACUCUAUUACAAAAAUAACAAAAUCAAAAUGGGAAUUCAAAACUCAAACAAUAAAGAAAUAAAUAAAUGUAGAGCACAAGAACAGCAGUAAAAUCAAAUAAAAAAGUGCCCAAUGCCAGGGACUGCGACCCACAUUCAGAUUAAUACAUACCCUGUCAAACUGUGCAGAUACGUUGGGUGACAAAUAGGACAAUUUUGCAAGUUUUUCUCUGAAACCAGGAACAGGAAAUGUUAUCACUUCUGUUCUUCUGUGCCAGAGAGCCUAAUUUGAGCCUGGAGAGAGAGAUGCAACAACACAUUUCUUCACUGUUAACAAUCCUGAUUUUUAUGCUUCAGUUUGAAGCAUGCAUCAGUGAAACCUACAUGGAUCUUUAUUACACACCGGGAAAUGAUGUCAUUCUCCCCUGUGAUAACACAUCCUCAUUGAACUCAUCAUGCUCCAUCAUUACGUGGUUUUAUAACAGAGAUAACUCUGAGACAACAGAAAUGGUUUGGAAUGGCGUUAUUAUGGAGAACUCAGCUCAAGCAGCCAGACUGAGUCUGUACAGUAACUGUUCCCUGGGCAUCAGGAACAUUGUUGCUGAAGAUGCUGGCCUUUACUGCUGUCGGUCUGGGAACACUACAGCCCAGGAUACAAAUGUGGGUCUGCAUAUUUUGAACAUUUCAGCAUCUCAGACACUAAACGGGGAUGGAUACAUCACAUUAGCAUGCACUCUCUUCAAAUACUCUGACUCCCAAUUGUGUGGCGAGAACAGCAUCCUCUGGUUGAACGAAAGAGGAACUGUGCUGCUUGGCAGUGGUGCCAGGGACACUGGACCGAUGUGCGUUUCUCUUUUGACUGUGAAACCUCAGAGGGCCCAACACAAAACCUACACCUGCCAGUAUAUCAAGAAAAACAGUGUGAAGAUAGAAGCUCACUACACACUUAGAGCAGUGAUCAGUGGACAGAUGUACCACCUCUAUCACAGACCUGGAGAUUGUGUCACUCUACCGUGUGACAGUCUAUCUGAUACAUGCGCCAUGAUUAACUGGCUUUACAGCAAAGACUCAUCUCAGACUGAAAUACUGGUUCAAAAUAGUAAUGUGAAGCAAUCAGCUCAAGCUGCCAGGCUGAGUCUGCAGAGUAACUGCUCUCUGGGCAUCAACAACAUCACUGCAGAGGAUGCUGGCAAAUACUUCUGUCGGCCUGAAGGGACCACUGGUCAGGGCACAAGUGUCUAUCUGCAUAUUUUGACCAUUUCAGGAUCUCCAUCAGACACUGACCCACAGAAGGAUGGAAACAUCACUUUGGAGUGCUCUCUGUUUAGAUACUAUUCUUCCAUACCCUGUAAAAAGAAGAGUAUCUGCUGGGUGGAUGAGACAGGAUUUGCACUGCCUGACAGAGGUGUCCUGCAAAAUGGGCAGACAAAAUGUGUUUCUCUUCUGACUGUGAAGCAUCAGAGUGACCAUAACAAAAGAUACACCUGCCAGUUUCUUAACAAAAAGACUGUGAUGAUAGAAGGUCACUACACACCUGUCUUUAUAGCCUCUACGAAUCCUCUGUCUGAUUCCACACCUAACAAGGGCUUCAUCAUCAUCGGUGCUGGGAUGGUGAUUCUGGUUCUGGUCGUCAUCUUUACUGUUUUCAUUAAGUACAGUAGGAGAGCCAAAGUGACAGAAGAUAUUCAAAAACGAUCCCACCACAAUGUGACUAUACUGAAAAAUACGCUAGAAAAUGAGAAAAUGAAAAAUAAAGAAACCCAUACAGGCACAUGGAGAACAAAGUCCAAACAAAAAGGUUCCAUCUGGCCUGCAGAUUUAAACUCAGGAUCUUCUUGCUGUGAGGACGAGCCAGAGGGGAAUAUCAUCUACGCCACAAUUGACCACUCUAAUCAAAAAACUCUGAAGAAAAAGCAGGUCAAAAACAAGGAGGCGGUGACUUAUUCUGCUGUGAAGACGAAGGCAGAAACUGACCCCGGCAGCAUCUACAGUAACAUCUGCUAAGCUUACCAAAAUGAAAUCAGAGGGAAUAAAACUUCUCAUAAUGUCAGUGCUAUCUACCCAUGCUGGUUCGGGUUUUAACACCACCACAGGCACCAACCACUUUGCAGCCACAGCUGAGUGCAGCAGCUUCAGCGAUGGAGGUACUGAACAUGGUCCAUUUGGACUCAAUGCCCCCAGUCUCCCUUUGAAUGCUGUUGAAGCUCUGCUGCAGGUGGGAGGUGAAGAUCUUGCGGACUGGGGCCUCUGCCAGACGUUUCCAGCGCACCCUCACUAUAUGUUUAGGUGCCACAGGUUUGUCCAGCAUCCUCCCCACCACCUGAUCCAACCCACCACCAGGUGGUGAUCAGUAGACACCUCAGCCCCUCUCUUUACCCGAGUGCCCAGUACAUAUGUCUCCAGAUCGGAUGAUACGAUUGCAAAAUCGAUCACCGAUUUUUAUUUGCUGGCUGCUGUGUUCGCUUCGGAUAACUCCUCACCCCCCACCCAUCCCCGUGGCUUGUCAUGUCCUUCAUAAUGUUGUGCUGUGGACAUUCAUGUGCUUUUUGUGCAGAGGAGUUUUUUUGUUUCCUGUUCUCAUGCUGUCCUACCAUGGAAGCACAGCAUGAGUAGGGGUCUCUUUUUUUCCUCUUGUACUCUCCCAUUGUAAUGUACAUUUCAAUGUUUUUCUCUAAUGCUACCAAUCUCCGACCUGUAUCCCCAUGUAAUGUCUGUGUUUUAUGUGUAAGGUCGGGGGGGUCCCAUUUCACUGCAGGGCAACCUGCAUGUGGCGAAUAAAGCUUUGAUUGAUUGAUUUAUUUU
Molecule: messenger RNA, 2927 nt
Organism: Oreochromis niloticus (Nile tilapia)
Lineage: Eukaryota; Metazoa; Chordata; Actinopteri; Cichliformes; Cichlidae
Exons: 10
Coding region: 375-2129 (584 amino acids)
Biological process (GO): T cell activation; positive regulation of ERK1 and ERK2 cascade; interleukin-15-mediated signaling pathway
Cellular component (GO): external side of plasma membrane; membrane raft
Molecular function (GO): protein tyrosine kinase binding; MHC class II protein binding
Source: RefSeq, a predicted model, not a curated record